AUCACAUAAACCCUAGCUCCUUUGUUCGUCAUCUGAAUUUUAUGCCUUAGGAUUUAAUAUCGUUCUUUCUCUCUCUCUCUCUCUUCUUAUUCGAUCAUUUGAUCUAGAAGAUGAAUCAGACAUUUACUCCCCAAUUCAAAGAUAACUUCUGCAACAACUGUGGUUAUCAAGAGCCGCGAUUCCUUCACCGUGUCUGGUAUGAAGACAGAAUCCAGAGUUUCUGCACAUCAUGUAUCCUGCUUUCCCACAAACAGUCCUUUUGUCCCACCUGUCUUUCGUUCCAUGAUUUCAAUUCGGAAGGCAUGUUUAUCCGUUGUCCUAAAUGCUUAUCUUUCUCUCAUCCCAGUUGUUUCUACUCUAAUCGCAAUUCCUCCGAAGCACCUUCGAUGUGCUCAUCAUGCAUGAACCCUAACAGACUAGUUUCCGCCCUAAAAAAAUUUAAAGCCAGAGGAGAUAAAGGAAGUAUUAACGGGAUGGAUAAGAAUAUAGCAGAUUUACUCUUGACAGCAGCAAAGAUAGCGACAAUGUCGAUAUCUAAGGCAGCUGAGGCAUCAAAAAGUUCUGCUGAGAAUCUAGCAAACAAGACUGUUUUGGCAAAGAAAAAGGCAAUUGCUGCAAUAAAUCAUGUUGUGGAAUAUGUUGAUAGGGAAUAUAAACGUUACAAUGUUGGAGAGGGAAAUGAUGAUGAUGAUGGGCCAUCGCUGCUUGAUUUUAGUAGUGAUGAAGAUUGUUCUACUGAAACAGACGAAGGUGAAGCCGACUAUGAUAUUGACAACCCAUCUGAAGAUGAUGCUAUUUAAACAACUAUCCGCUCACAUCAUUAGCUCUGUUGAAGAUCGUGAAGGUGUAGCUGGUGAUUCGACGACUCCCUACUCAGUGGACUAUUUUGAGGCAUGCAUUUCAAGAAUGUUCUACCUUGACAAAAAGAAAUACACGACUGUUUCCUAGUUGACAAGUCAUAGUUUUUCUUCCAGAAUGUAACUUGGUGAGUGGGAACAAAGGUCACCUAGAGGAGAGAACAAGUGACUUCUUGUAGAUGCCAACUUUUCCUUUCAACUACUCCAUUUUGUUGAGGAGUAUUAACAUACGAGCAAAUGUGAACUAUCCCUUGUUGAUUGAUGUAUGUUCCAAAUUUAGAGUGGCAAUAUUCUCUUGUAUUGUCAGUUUUCAAAAUUUGAACUUUAGCUGAAAAUUUGUUUUGG
This is a messenger RNA of Cynara cardunculus var. scolymus (artichoke), 1202 nucleotides long. RefSeq lists its product as uncharacterized. Lineage: Eukaryota; Viridiplantae; Streptophyta; Magnoliopsida; Asterales; Asteraceae. The record is from RefSeq and is a predicted model, not a curated record. Bases 625 to 948 code for a protein of 107 amino acids. The transcript is spliced from 3 exons.